This is a messenger RNA of Branchiostoma floridae (Florida lancelet), 836 nucleotides long. RefSeq lists its product as uncharacterized. Bases 169 to 693 code for a protein of 174 amino acids. Gene Ontology annotation, molecular function: SNAP receptor activity; syntaxin binding. The record is from RefSeq and is a predicted model, not a curated record. Gene Ontology annotation, cellular component: SNARE complex; plasma membrane. The transcript is spliced from 2 exons. Gene Ontology annotation, biological process: vesicle fusion. NCBI's taxonomy places the organism in Eukaryota, Metazoa, Chordata, Leptocardii, Amphioxiformes, Branchiostomatidae.
CAAAGACAAUUACUUGGCCUCAACCGCCUAUGGUAGUAGACGCACGAAGUGUACUGAAACUACACAGAUCCACAGUAUACCGCAGAGGGUAUAUCAAAGAGGUGAGGUCCCUAUAACCUCGGUGGGAAUAUUGCGACACAAAACGAUUGCGAUCAGAGAACGUAAAAGAUGUAUGAAGACAGUGAGGAAGAGAAAGAGCCCCUUCUCGGCUGUUCCUCUGGAAGUGGCGGCGGAAGGAGGGAAGAGGGGGUGGCGGCAGUGGUGAAGUUUGAAGAUGAAGAAGACGAGACUAAGAACUGGCCUGAAGAUCUUGAAGAAGAGGCGGAAGAAUCUGACGAAGUUGACGGUAUAGGUAAAGGGAAAAGGAAAAAGAAAGUCAUCAUACCAAAUCCAAAGCCCAAACCAACCAUUAAAGACCUCCAGCGCGAGGUGGAGAAUGUUCAGGGCAUCAUGCGAGACAACAUCCAGAACCUCGUGAACGAUCGAGAACGGAGGCUGGAAAAUGUCCUGGAAAGAGCGGAGAGAGUGCAGAACGCCGCCGGCGACUUUGCGAGAGUGACCCGACGUGCUAGGGUUAGGGUGUGGCUGAGGUCUAACAAGUGGACAGUGUGUAUCAUCUGCACAGCAGUGGUUCUGAUACUUUGUGCGGUCGUCACGGUUGUUAUUGUACUGAAGACUAGGGGAAUCAUCUAGCUAUAGAUGCAGACGAAACUUAUUGAUAUCAGGUCUGCGUACCCGGAAAAUUAUAACCUCUUUACGUUAUACGUAUACGUCUAUAGCUAUGGCUACGACAAGUUACCUAUGCAGCUGGAUAUGAUCUUUUUAGAAACGAUCAG